Messenger RNA from Rana temporaria (common frog), 1694 nucleotides. RefSeq names its product solute carrier family 14 member 1 (Kidd blood group) (gene SLC14A1). The record is from RefSeq and is a predicted model, not a curated record. Gene Ontology annotation, molecular function: urea transmembrane transporter activity. The transcript is spliced from 9 exons. Bases 178 to 1371 code for a protein of 397 amino acids. NCBI's taxonomy places the organism in Eukaryota, Metazoa, Chordata, Amphibia, Anura, Ranidae. Gene Ontology annotation, cellular component: membrane. Gene Ontology annotation, biological process: urea transmembrane transport.
AGCUUUGUCUACUUCACCUGUUCAGCAUAAUGCGUUAUUCUCUUGAAUGUAGACACUUGGCUCUCUCUUCCAAAAUUUGCACUAGAAUGCAUACUGAAACACAGCGCAGCUGCAGCCCAUUCGAGAGGAGAUGUAACACACAACUAAUGUCUGGGGACAUUUUUUUUUUAUUGGAAAAUGAGUUACGCCAAAGUAGAAACCAUGGAGAGCCACAUUCCUAUCAACAUGGAGGAGAAGGAAGGGAAGUCGGUAGAGAGUCCCAAUCACUGUUCCAGCAGCCUCGGUUUAUUUUGCACCGCCAUCCAUUACAUUUCAGGGGAAAUGAAAGAAUUCGGAAACUGGCUAAAAGAUAAACCCAUCAUCUUCCAGUUCAUUGAUUGGGUGCUGCGUGGAGCAUCUCAGGUCAUGUUUGUCAGCAAUCCUCUGAGUGGACUCAUAAUUAUCGCUGCACUCUUCCUCCAAAACCCAUGGUGGGCGAUCGCAGGAUGCCUGGGAACCGCCGUGUCCACGCUCACCGCCCUCCUUCUCAGUCAGGACAGGUCAGCAAUAGCGGCCGGACUCCAUGGAUACAGUGCCAUGUUAGUGGGGCUGCUGAUGGCUGUAUUCUCUACUAAAGGAGACUGGUACGGGUGGCUACUUUUCCCUGUGGCUGUCAUGUCAAUGACAUGUCCGCUCCUGUCCAGUGCUUUGGGUAACAUUUUUAGUAAGUGGGACCUGCCAGUUUUUACGCUGCCUUUCAAUAUCGCCGUUUGUCUGCACUUGGCUGCCACUGGCCCCAACAAUGAAUUCUUCCCCACUGUGGACUUUCGGCCUACAGGUGUCGUCCCAAACAUGUCCUGGUCUGAUGUUGACAUACCACAGCUGCUGAAAGCUGUGCCGGUCGGUGUGGGGCAAGUAUACGGCUGUGAUAAUCCAUGGAGUGGUGGCAUCAUGCUGGUCGGUCUCUUCGUUUCCUCCCCAAUCAUUUGCAUGCACGCUGCUAUUGGCUCUGCUAUGGGGAUGCUUGCAGGAUUAAGCAUUGCUGCACCAUUUGAGAUGAUCUAUUUUGGACUGUGGGGCUAUAACUCGGUGCUCGGCUGUAUCGCAGUAGGUGGGAUGUUCUACGCUCUGACCUGGCAGUCCCACCUGCUGGCCAUUGCUUGUGCUUUGAUGUGUGCCUAUCUAGGAGCAGCAUUGGCUAAUGUGAUGGCAGUGGUUGGGUUGCCGUCUUGCACUUGGCCGUUUUGCUUAACGACGCUUACGUUUGUCCUACUGACCACGAACAAUUCUGCCAUAUACAAACUGCCUCUGUCCGAAGUCACCUAUCCCGAGGCCAACAGGAUCUACUAUAUGAGCCUAAAGAAGGAAAAAAAAGAACCGUGUAUUGACUAAGCACAGACUCUGGUCAAUUCUAGCCAAGCUUUUUGUGGACUACUGCAUUUAUUCACCUUAUUGAGCUUUCCGUAUGGACAUUUACAGGUCAUCAUCUGCAAAUGAUUAGACCUCCGGGAGAACUCUUCUAUCAUUCUACAUGCACAUGCAGUCUAUCUAACGCACAUAUCGUACUCUCACACUGCGAGCUGUAAAGCAGAAAGCUGGAUCACGUCAAUACUCUUGGUUGCUGAAAAUUUCCUGCCAUUCUAUGUAUUAUCACAAUUUUCUUGGAGAGCUGAAUAUAUUUUUGAAUGUUAAAUUUACUAUUUCUUGCCAACUUU